Suillus subalutaceus is the source of this 1218-nucleotide messenger RNA. Its product is annotated as Mdm33 family-domain-containing protein. The record is from RefSeq and is a predicted model, not a curated record. Gene Ontology annotation, cellular component: mitochondrial inner membrane. The transcript has 2 exons. Lineage: Eukaryota; Fungi; Basidiomycota; Agaricomycetes; Boletales; Suillaceae. Bases 1 to 1218 code for a protein of 405 amino acids. Gene Ontology annotation, biological process: inner mitochondrial membrane organization.
AUGUUGCGGACUAGGGCUUGGAGACCAGCGAACAAUCUACGCACUUUCUCUCAUUCAUGUCUGCGCCAUAAUGCGCAAUCAACGAGUUCUCUGUCUCCGGGGCCAUCAAAUGUUGACUCACAUGCCCAACCACAACGGGAAACUCAUGCUAACGCGCCUGAGGGCGUCGGAUAUCCACCCGGAGCUGCGUCUACUGGUCCAAGAGUUCAGCCUGCCGACUCUCCUCGCCGAUUCAACUGCAAAAUAUCCGCAUACGAUCUAGACACCAUCAAACAGCGCAUCGAAGAUUGGAUGGUACUUGCAACUGCUGGAUUCAAGCAGCAAACAGACGAACUCCGUCAACGCACAGACAAGUUCACGCAGAAGACGUCCACAACAUUUUUUCAAUUGGGCUCUCAACUCAACCGCGUAACGGGCUACGAGCAGAUCGAUGCGCUUAAACAACGGGUAGUCGAACAAGAGGCUAGAAUCAAGGCUACUCGUCAAGCAGCUCGAGAAGCUAAGACAGCGUAUGAUGAUGCUGUCUUACAGCGUUCUCUUUCCCAGCGCCAAGUGAAUGAGCUCUUGCAGCGUAAAUCUUCGUGGACAGACAGCGACGUCAGCGCCUUCACUUCUCUCGUGCGUUCAGAUCACCACCUGGAACAGCACGAGGUCGCGACGAAGGCCAAGGUCUCCGAGAAUGAGGAUGCGUUGGAUAGAGAGUUUGGAGAGCUCAUGCGUGCCAUUCUGGCUAGGUACCACGAGGAGCAAGUGUGGAGUGACAAGAUCCGAAGUGCGAGUACCUAUGGGAGUAUGAUGGUGCUUGGGGUCAAUGUGAUGGUGUUCAUACUGGCGAUCGUGGUGGUUGAGCCAUGGAAGAGGCGGAGACUAGCGCAAACGUUCGAAAAGAAGGUGGAAGAAAUGGCUGCGGAGACCCAGGCUUUGAUAGAGUCUGGGAGCGCGAAAUUGGACGAGCAGUUGAUGAAGCAGGAGCGAUUAAUCUCAGAGAUUGUGGAAAGGGCGGCAUACGAUGCUCGAGAUCUGCCUAGCUCGUUGCCAGUGCCAACCGUGACGGUAUCUGUUGCUGGGAAACAAGUGGGCACUGGGCCGGAGCACUCGUCAAUAUGGUCGCAUCCGGUAUCACGAAUGGUCCAAGAACGGGAGGUACUGCUUGUUGUGGGUAGCGCUAUUGCAGGUGGUGCAGUCACUCUUGUGGCCCGAAGUCUUUUCGGAAGUUAG